GGCGCAUGAACGCGGGAUCUGUCCAGUUUGUCGAAAUUGGCAACAAUUCAAGCGCCGGGUUGCGGAGAGCUACCGAAGGUAGGGCGCGCAAUCGGGGCCGGAUCUGUCGAAGGAGGAGGCAACAGUUCCAAGUACGGGGGUGGGUUGUGGAGAGCUAGACGUAGGGCGCACGAACGCGACGGUUCUUCACUCUGGAGGAGGCUACAUAGACGGAGCCGGUGUGUGGGUGUUUUAAUUCGAUCUCCUUGUUGUCACCGGUGGCGAGCCCUCCGCGUGCGCCUCGCUUGCUAGGCGUCGUGCAGCUGCUGUACGAUCGAGUUGAUUUUCUGUUUCUCCCCUCCGCAUCGCGGGCCCUAACUUCCAUAGCCGAUAAACAUGUCGAGCUCCACGUCCCCAAUUCAUUCUCUGCUUGCUGCCGAGGAAGAGGCGCAAGGGAUUGUCUCACGAGCCAGGGGACGAUUUUCGUAUGAAUCAGCCAGAGUACUCAACGGGCGGGUUAUAAUAGAUAACGCCGGCGAUGAUGAUAACCGAAAUACUGAAGAUGAUAGUGAUGAUGGAUGUGUCAAUAAUGAUGAUGGUGAUGGCUGUAGCAAUUAUGAUGUUGAUGAUGAUGGCUGUGGCAAUGACGAUGGUGAUGAUGGCUGUGGCAAUGAUGAUGGCGAUGAUGACGAUAAUGACGAGAACGAUGAAAAUGAUGCUGAUGCUGAGGGUGUUCAUGCUUGGGCGAUGAUGAUGCGAGCGGCUGCCAGACAGCAGAAGCUGAAGCUGGCAAAAGAAGAGGCGGAAAAGGAGAUGGCUCUGUACAGAGCAAAGAAAGAGGAAGAAUUCCGGAGCAAGCUGGAGGGGUUGGGCGAUGAGAAGGGCUUGCGGUUGCAACAAUUGGAGGAGAUCACAACUCAGAAAUCAAUGGAAAUGUGGAAUCUGGGCCAGGCUACGGUUGGAGAUGUUUCUGACUGGCUUCUCAAGCUAGUGAUGACCGUCUGAUCGUCAGAUCGUUCUUGUCAUCAUCGGUUCCUUUUCUCAUACUGUGUGUGAGGAACUACUGUUGUACGGAGGUCCUUCGCUCCGUCGUCCGUCUUGCGUCGUUUCAUCUUUCGUAGUGGUUUCCAUUGGCUUCUACACCAGGACUUAGUCGUGUAGUCUGCGGUCGUGAAUCCUUCCUCAAUCUUCCCGAAUCUUCCGCCCGUUUCUCGAAGACUAAAAUGUGCGUCAAAUCAAUAAACGUUAUCGAAGACAUAAUUUCCCUUGUCAUUCUAGAAAAGAUGAUGGUAUAUUUGUUGUUUUGCUCCCUCCUGAAGGGAUUUUAGUUCUUUCGGCUGUCUUAAUUGCCAGCAAUUUUGAUCUGUUCGUUGUUGAUUUGCUCCCCUCCUGAAGGGAUUUUAGUUCUUACGGCUGUCUUAGUUGCCAGCAAUUUUGAUCUGUUCUUGUCUCCCCGCCCCUCUGGCUUGCUUUUUUCUCAUUCCUUGUUGUCGUCACGUCUGAUCCUAACCUCAUACCCUCUUCUCGAUCUCUUUGCUCUUCUUGUGCUGCUGACUCUGGCUAUUACAUCUGGUAUUACGUCGUCCUACCUUUCAGUUUUUCGUUUGUGUUAUUAUAUCUUCCUUUUACAUCUGGUUUUCGUUUGUGUUUUUAUGUCUUCCUUUUAUAUCUGGUUCAUAUGGGGUUUCGAUAGGGUACCUAACGCAUCGGUUGGCGUCAUGUGCUGCUGACUCUGGCUUACGUUAUGUGCUGUCCGUUGCACUGUGAACGUUCUCUCUCUCUCUCUCUCUCUCUCUCUCUCUCUCUCUCUCUCUCUCUCUCUCUCUCUCUCUCUCUCUCUCUNUUGGCGUCAUGUGCUGCUGACUCUGGCUUACGUUCUGUGCUGUCCGUUGCACUACGAACGUUCUCUCUCUCUCUCUCUCUCUCUCUCUCUCUCUCUCUCUCUCUCUCUCUCUCUCUCUCUCUCUCUCUCUCUCUUCGUCUCUCCCCGUCUCUCUUUUCUCUUUAGGAGUGGAACCCCCCAAAGCACCCGGGGUUGUUUGUAGUUUAAGCUGGGUAAGGCAAGAUUUCAUGCAUGGCAUCGCAGGUCAUCGAUCAUUAAAGGAUAAAUAAGCUCGAACGAGUUAAAUGCAAGUCGACUUUGGAACUUUGGAGACUUCUGUUACUCCAGAUGCCGUUGUGAUAUCUCCUGCCAAUGCGGGCUGUGUUUAACAUAUUAUCAUGGUUUUCUAACUAUUCUUCGUUAACAGGAGAAUUAUACUCAACAGUGAACAUUUAAAACGAAGAUCCUUAAGUAACACAGGCGACCCCAAGUUCAAUGAAGUUGCCUCUACCACGAAAAUUGCGGAAUGCCCUUUGUGUAAGCCUGCCUCUUCCCCCAAUGCCCUUUGUGUAAGCAUGCCUCUUCCCCCAUAUUCCCUCGCUCAUUGUCUGCCCGUCUUCCUUUCCCAAUCGUUUCUUAUCUCCUUAGCCCUCUAGCUGCCUGCAAUUUCUUUUCCCAUUUUGCUUGCCCCCUUGUCCUGUCAUCUCCCUUUCCCUGUCAUCAUUUUGCUCUCUCCCUCGUCCCUCGUCUUGUCUCUGUUUCCCCAUUGUCUCACCGUCUCCCGUACCCGUUACCCUCAACUACUACUCGUGGAGGAUUGUGGGAUUUGAACCCACAACCUGCCCAAUUAUUUACUCAUUUUUGAGUUUUGUUCUUGCCGGGAUUUUAAACUGAGACCGGCAAAGUACAGUGGUUUGUUUCUCUCCCUCCGCCCUGAACGUUUUGAACCUGGGACCUGCGUGUAUGGUCUCUGUUUGCCUAGCAUAGCGGUAGGAUCUUGUCGGCUGGUGGGAGAUUCAGGCUUUUCUUUGAGUGGACAGACACUGUAGGCCUAGGCAGGUAGCUGCUGCUUCAUGUGACAGGUUGGGGUAAACCCUCGUUCAGACUUCAUUUGUACUAGAGGGGUGCGCGCUGCUUUCAGCACUGCCCGACGAGA
Messenger RNA from Chara braunii, 2957 nucleotides. The record is from the annotation of a GenBank genome assembly. Lineage: Eukaryota; Viridiplantae; Streptophyta; Charophyceae; Charales; Characeae.